AUGACAGGGAAGGUUCCCUCAUUCUCCCUCGGCUACACAGUGAGCUCCGCUCUGCCCGGCUACGUCGUUCUCUGCCUCAUUCUACAGGUUCACAGGCUGGUGUCAGCACAGUUCACAGUGACUGGACCUGACCGUCCAGUCACUGCAUCCCUAGGGGGUGAGGCCAUCCUGCCCUGCCACCUCUCCCCCAGGAUGAGCGCUGAGAACAUGGAGGUGAGAUGGUUCCGAUCCAAGUACUCUGAAGUCGUGCAUCUGUACCAUGAUGGGCAGGACCAGUACGGAGAGGAGAUGCCGGAAUAUCGAAGAAGAACUGUGCUCUUGAAAGACGACAUCACCAAUGGGAGAGUUUUCCUGAGAAUACGCAAUGUCCGACCCUCCGAUGAUGGGCUGUACACGUGUUUUUUUCAGUCCAGUGUCUCUUAUGAAGAAGCUUUAUUGGAACUGCAGGUGGCAGAUAUGGGGUCUGCUCCUGUCAUCUCUGUGGAGGGACAUCAGGACGGAGGGAUCUGGGUGGCGUGUCGAUCAUCUGGAUGGUACCCACAGCCCAAGGCUCAGUGGAGAGAUCACCAGGGCCAGCUCUUACCAUCAACCUCUGAAAAAAUAACCCCAGAAGCCAAUGGCCUGUUUCAAGCAGAGAUUGCCAUUGUUCUAAAAGAAGAGUUCAACCAGAAAGUGUCCUGCUUUGUCAGGAACCCCCGUCUCAACCAGGAGAGAGAAUCAGUGAUUUCCAUAGCAGAGACUCUGCGAUCCAAGAUGGAGAGUGAGAAAGAGACCCUGCUGUCUGAACGGGAACAAGAGAAAGGGGAAUACGAGGCAGUGAAAGAACUGGGACUCGCCAGAGCCCGAGGAUACGCAGUGGACGUGACUCUGGACCCAGACACAGCAAAUCCCAACCUCAUCCUGUCUGCGGAUCGGAAACAUGUGACACAUGGAAACUGGGAUCCGCCCAACAAGUCUGAGGGAGCUGAGCAUGAUAUCUGGGUCCUGGGCACUGAGGGGUUCACGGGUGGGAGGCGUUAUUGGGAGGUGGAGGUGGGAGGCAACAUAGGCUGGUACCUGGGGGUUUGUAGGGAAUCUGUGAGCAGGAAGGGGAAGGUCACACUCACACCUGAGGAUGGAUAUUGGGUCGUGUGGCUGAGAGGUGGAGUAUACCAAGCCCUCACCUCCCCCUCGACCUCCCUCCCGGUCAGCAUCAAGCCCAGCCGGGUGGGGAUUUUCCUGGACUAUGAGGCAGGCGAGGUCUCAUUUUACAAUGUGACUGACAGGUCCCGUCUCUUCUCUUUCACUGGCACCUUCUCCGGGACGCUCCGCCCUUAUUUCAGUCCUGGUUACUAUGUUUGGGGUACAAACGCGGCUCCCCUGAAAAUCUGCCCAGUCCCAGCUCAGGCCGGAGGGAAUCUUGGUUCCUGA
This is a messenger RNA of Mauremys reevesii (Reeves's turtle), 1410 nucleotides long. Its product is annotated as butyrophilin subfamily 1 member A1-like. The coding region runs from base 1 to 1410 and encodes 469 amino acids. Gene Ontology annotation, cellular component: external side of plasma membrane. Gene Ontology annotation, biological process: T cell receptor signaling pathway; regulation of cytokine production. The transcript is spliced from 9 exons. Lineage: Eukaryota; Metazoa; Chordata; Testudines; Geoemydidae. The record is from RefSeq and is a predicted model, not a curated record. Gene Ontology annotation, molecular function: signaling receptor binding.